Sipha flava (yellow sugarcane aphid) is the source of this 628-nucleotide messenger RNA. Its product is annotated as CDGSH iron-sulfur domain-containing protein 3, mitochondrial. Gene Ontology annotation, molecular function: 2 iron, 2 sulfur cluster binding. The record is from RefSeq and is a predicted model, not a curated record. Gene Ontology annotation, cellular component: intracellular membrane-bounded organelle. The coding region runs from base 217 to 624 and encodes 135 amino acids. Lineage: Eukaryota; Metazoa; Arthropoda; Insecta; Hemiptera; Aphididae. The transcript is spliced from 3 exons.
UCAUCCUGAUCGACAUCGCCGUACGUUAUCGCGAGACGGACUCGUUCGUUAUCACCGUUGUUAUCCGGUCCGACGUCGUUCUCUCGUCGGAAGGGUUCAAAUUGUUCACCGUCCCGAACGUCGUCGUAAAUCGACUUACUGUCUCUCUUCUCAAUCGAAAAGUCAUUGGUAUCCGACAUUCUGUAUAUCCGUGUAUACGAUUGUACAUCGUCUAACAUGUUGGCCACUGUCAAAAAGUUGGUAUUCGGGAUGAGACCAUUUAUGAACUAUAGAGUUUAUUCUAAGAAAAUAGAUGAUAUACUACCUAAAAACUUAUUAGAAAACAUUCAUACUGCUACACAACAAAAGGAACUGGGUGUAAUUUAUGAUAAAAGACCAUUUAAAGUUACUUUGGAGAAAGGAAAAAGUUAUCAUUGGUGUUCUUGUGGUAUGAGUAGACAACAGCCGUUUUGUGAUGGUACUCAUAAAAAUCAAAAGCUUCGCAUAACAUUGAAACCAGUUAGAGUUCAAGUAGCUGAAACCAAUGAAUAUUGGCUAUGUAAUUGUAAACAAACCUCUCAUCGACCAUUUUGUGACGGAACACAUAGACAGCAACAUGUACAAGAUGCAAUAAAGAAAUAUUAACUUA